CGUUUUCCGGCGAAAGGAUAGAAUACUUCAACUUCUUAUUUACGUAUGAGCAAGAAAGUAAAAAGUACAGAAAUUUACAAAGUUGUUAGUCAUCUUUUAAUUGUAUCUUUAGAGAUUCAAGUCAAAUACAAGCGGAAGUGCAAAGUCUCCGUGCUUUUCCUUUGCGGAACCAUUCGGAUCGGAAUCGUUCAGGCAGUGCCAUUUGUUUCUCUUUGGGUUGGUUGUCGGCUCUUCCGGGGCAAAUCCACGAUGGGUCGUGUGAGAACGAAGACUGUGAAGAAGGCAGCUCGUGUAAUUAUUGAAAAAUAUUACACGAGGCUGACUUUGGAUUUUCAUACCAACAAGAGGAUAUGUGAAGAAAUUGCAAUCAUUCCCAGCAAGCCUUUGCGCAACAAAAUUGCAGGGUUCGUUACUCAUCUUAUGAAGCGUUUGCGCCAUAGCCAGGUGAGAGGAAUAUCCAUCAAACUGCAGGAGGAGGAGCGUGAGCGAAGGGAUAAUUAUGUUCCUGAAGUAUCAGCUCUUGAACAAGAUAUUAUUGAAGUGGAUCCAGAGACUAAGGAAAUGUUGAGAAUGCUGGAUUUCAAUAACAUUAAUGGACUUCAGUUGACUCAACCUCCCAAUCAAAAUUACGGUCGUCGCCCAUAAAAAUCUCCAUAUUGUAUUACAAUGUUUAAAUAUUAAAAUAUAAAUGGAUCCUAUAUGUGUUUAUUUAUUUCCUGUGUAUUUUGAUCCCAUGUAACCUAUCACAAUUAAAUCGAAAUUGAUUUAAAAAAUUAAUUUGUGAAUUCAAUGAGAAAAGUAAUACUCAUCUUGGAACGUACAUAGUUUAUAGGUUAAUGCAUUAUGAUGAAGCUGGAGGCAGUUUUGCAGCUAGUAUCAAUUUACGUAAUUCUGAGGUAAUUUUUGUUGCCAAUUUACGUGAAUUUACGCAGUUAAAAAAAUAAAAGAAAGCCCAGAAUCGAGUACUGUACUUUUUAGGAUCAUCGUGCACUUCCCCUUCCAUUGGUCUUGGGCUAUGCGGCAUGGUUCGCAAAGCUUUGUUGACGCGCAAGGAUACACUGUGCAGGCAGGUCCUCGACAAUCGCAAUACGUUUCUUGUUUAGUCCUCCGUGCGCCGAGUCCUGCACGCAGCCACUGCUGUGAUCGCAUGGAGAGAACGAACUGUCAGUGCUGGCAGAUUACCCUACCUUUUGGUAUAGCGUGUAGGGUAAUUGAAUUCAUAUAAUGAUAUUGCAAAGAAAAUAAUGGAGUGCCCUCACCUUACUAGCUGCGUGAAAAUUAAUAAUGAUCCACGACAGGAGAAAAGUGAUUUAACAAAAGAGUGGCAAUGUGCAGUGUGUUCAACUACUGAAAGCCCCUGGUUGUGCUUGCAUUGUGGAAUUGUGAAUUGCGGCCGAUAUGUUAAAGGUCAUGCCAAAGAGCACUCUGAAGAACAUGAAGAACAUACAGUUUGUAUGGAUUGUGAAAAUUUUUCUGUAUUUUGCUACACCUGUGAUGAGUUUGUGUCAAAUGACACAGAGAAUGGUUUACUAGAGCAGUUGCGGCAGUGUUUAUGUGAUAAAUAUGAAUCGACUGGUAGUGAAGACAAUAUGUCAUCAACAUCAAAUGAAAACCAAUCAUCAUGGAAAUCAAUAACACUUGCCGCUAAGGAAAUACAAGAAAAUGUUAGAAUGCUUCGCCCUCGCUCAAGGAAGAGAACUCAUCCUACAGAGAGCAGUGAAAACCAUAGGCAUAAAAGGCAACUUAUGGAGAAAGAGAAAACUAGCCCUAAACUGCGAGAGAAGAAAGUUGUUGGACUGAGAAAUUUAGGGAACACUUGUUUUAUGAAUGCAGUUCUGCAGUCUCUGAGCAACAUUCAAGAAUUUUGCUAUUAUUUCAAACAACUUCCUUCAUUUGAUUGUCAAAGAAGUAACGGGAAGCGGGUGUACCAUUCAAGAAGUUAUAAAGAAACAAACGAUGCGUUAAUGACAGAAGAAUUGAGGAAGGUCAUUAUAAGUUUAACUCAGGGUGGAACAAAAGGUGCUAUAUCACCUGAAUCCUUAUUUUUAGUCAUUUGGAAGGUUGUACCUCGUUUUAGAGGUUAUCAGCAGCAAGAUGCUCAUGAAUUUCUGCGAUAUAUGUUGGAUCGUCUGCACACAGAACUUUUGCACCUUUUACCAGACUUCACCCAACAGGAAAGUCCAUACAUCUCUCUUGCCCAGAAAGGAAGAACUUCUAUUGUCACUAGUGUUUUUGGAGGCACUCUUCAAAGUGAAGUUCGGUGUCUGAACUGUUGUACUGAAUCAAAGAAACAUGAUCCUUUCCUUGAUCUCUCCCUGGAUAUUCCAGAAAAAUUUCAGUUUAUCCCCAAGAAAUCUAAAGAGAGUGAAGAAACAUCUCCUCCUUGUAGCAUUACUGAUUGUUUAACAAGUUUUAUAGAAGUUGAAGAGUUGGCUGAGACUGAACUUUACUACUGUAAUAACUGUAAAAGUAAGCAAAGAUCUACAAAACGCUUCUGGAUUCGCAGACUGCCUAAUGUGCUGUGUCUUCAUUUAAAACGGUUUCGGUGGCAUAACUUCUUCCGAACCAAAAUAGACACUCACAUAUUAUUCCCUGUGACGGCCUUGGAUAUGUCUCAUUUUGUUCUCAGCAGUAUGAGAGAUACACGGCGUUCAGGAACUGGGAGUAAUCUUUACGAUUUAGCUGCUGUAAUUGUUCAUCACGGAACAGGGGCAGGAUCUGGACAUUACACAGCAUUUGCAAUUAAUGAUGGUCAGUGGUUCCACUUUAAUGACAGCACAGUGCGUCCUACAGAAGCAGAUGUUGUAGCCAAAUGCAAGCCGUAUAUACUCUUCUACAUAAGACGUGAAUUUCGUCUCCCACAUCUGAGUUCAUGACAUCUUGCAUGCAAGAAUGCUAGUUCUUUAUGCUAUAGCUAGAUACCUUGCAUUUGAGAAUUAAAAUAAGCCUCCUUCACCCUUUUUAAGUGACAUUGGUUCAAGUUUACUUGUGGGAAAGCUUUAUGGGGUGGAGUCUUCAUUUUGUUUUUUCAAAGGGCUUUCCUGUGCUUCAAGGAUCAAAGCAAACUGAUAGAUCAAAGCAUUCCUUGUCCUCUUAUAUUUUAAACAAAUUAUGUGUAAUUAUAAGAAACCUGAAGCUUCUCUGAAGUAUUUAGGUUUUGCUAAUGUGAACAUUUUGUGACUGCAUGUUAAAUGAUGGAUUAUGAUGAAUUUUAUUGAAAGAAGACCCCAUAUAUCCUGUACAUUUGAUGAAUGUCAUGUACUGAACAGAACAGUGAUGUUUCUUAUAUGCUAAAUUGGUGUUGCAUAGCACCCAAGCCCUUAUAGAAACUUAACAAAGUAUCCAUUUUAGAUAUUCUUAAAAUUUGAUGUAUUUCUUGAUGGGAUAUGUAAUUAAUACUGAAAUAUGUGCAUAUAUAUAAACACAUUUAAUCUAUAUAACUUAUUGAACUGAAAAGUUGAUUGGGUCUCCGGUGUCAUGUGGACGAAUACAUACACAAAGCAUUAAGUAGAACGGUCAAUACUAGGGUCUUGCUUCCAUUCAUAUUUCAUCAUAUAUCCAAUUCAAUAGGCUCUUGAGGAAAUCAAGUCUCAAGUGUAUGCUCUAUAAGUGGACUAUAAACUUAAUUAUGAAUGAUCAAAUGAGAAAUUUUGUUGUCAUUUUCACUCUAGCCUUAUUUUCCCAUUCCACAUUAUUUCAACAAAGUGUAUUCAUCUUUUGUAUGGCUAAGAGAGCUCUUUGAGCGUUAAUCAAAAAUGAAAUUGAGUUGUCUAAUUAUUAGCAUUGAAGCUGCAUCUGGAACGUAGCUAUCUAGCAAGCACUUUGAGAAAGAGUUGCAAUAAACUGCAAAAACUGGGUACCUCAGUUUCUGUCACAUUCUGUCCUAUUAAAAGCAAUUUGAAAUUGGUCACUUCACAAUAAAAACACACACACACACACCCUUGUUUCAGUCUCUAAAGUACACAGAGUUGAAACGAUUUGCUACUUAUCAUGAAAAUGGGUGUUAAUGAAUCAGUUUUGCAUCCUGAUUUCAUAUGUAAUUGUUUUUUCACUUUCUCCAUGCUAUAUGCAUUGCCAGUCAAAAGUUUUUGGAUGCUACUAAUAAUUUCAAACCGAGCUAAGUAGCUUAGUGCACUGACUUCGCAGAUAAUGCCUAGGUGGCCCGGGUUCAAUCCCAAAAAUGCAUAUUUACAAUUAACUGAAACAUAUUAACUUUAAAAAAUAAAUAUGUUAAACAGCCUUUUCAUAAAUAAAUCACUGUUGCUGGAAUAACUUU
Messenger RNA from Gryllus bimaculatus (two-spotted cricket), 4276 nucleotides. The record is from the annotation of a GenBank genome assembly. Lineage: Eukaryota; Metazoa; Arthropoda; Insecta; Orthoptera; Gryllidae.